Cryptococcus deneoformans JEC21 is the source of this 834-nucleotide messenger RNA. RefSeq lists its product as hypothetical. The transcript is spliced from 2 exons. NCBI's taxonomy places the organism in Eukaryota, Fungi, Basidiomycota, Tremellomycetes, Tremellales, Cryptococcaceae. Bases 70 to 741 code for a protein of 223 amino acids. The record is from RefSeq and is a predicted model, not a curated record.
CGCAAAUCCCAUAUUCGCCCUUUACUGCAAGCAACUACCUCCCAUCAAGUCAAAUGAACAUUUCGUACCAUGUCAUCCGCUUUUACCUCUAGCAAAGUCCGCCGGUCUUUGAAGCAAAAGCUUCUCGGCGUUGCCUACUCGCAUGCUGGUCUUAUUCCUAAGAAAGACCCAAUGCACCCGUCGCUUGCCAAGGUCCGAACAACCUAUGAAAGCAUUCCCAAGGGCUACAUUGUCACCUCCAUUUCGCGAGACCCUUUUACCUACUUUGGACUUUCCAUCCAGGUUGCGGUCCGUCUUCCUGUCUCUGUUACAGCGUCCUACAAAGACGUCAAGGAUUGUUAUGUCCUGGAACAAACUUUGAUUCGCAUCGCGUGGGACGCGGCUCUCUCCAAGCUUGAAAACGGCAAGAGCCCUCGCAAGGCCGUCAAAAACGCCAAGAAGGUGCUUGCCCAAGCCAUUAAAUCUAUCCAGAGCAUUAUUGGAACUGCUGGAUACUUUCGCUUCGCCCAUGUGCACUACAAUAAGAUUGCCACUUAUCAGGCUAUAGUCUGCACCUUCAAGAAACCAUCAGUGGCCGAGCGCUGGGUGGGUAGAUUGGAGAAGAAGCGGGUGGAAUUUAUGAAGUCUCUGGAGUGCGCUUCGGGAGCUCUUGCGAGGGAUCAGUGGACCAGGGAACAAAAGGAAAUUUCAAGCAAGUUGAUUGCUUACCACAAGAUGGAAAACAGACUUUUCAGAUGGUGAAGAAGGAUAACGUGAGAGGCUAACACAAAGAAUGGUGUUGAAAUUAUAAUUUUUUAUAAUUUACUCGUGAUAAUAAUAAUGCAAUGAUUUGAU